Messenger RNA from Mytilus trossulus (common blue mussel), 2351 nucleotides. RefSeq names its product rho-related protein racA-like. Gene Ontology annotation, cellular component: cytoplasmic vesicle; cytoskeleton; cell projection. The transcript is spliced from 11 exons. The record is from RefSeq and is a predicted model, not a curated record. NCBI's taxonomy places the organism in Eukaryota, Metazoa, Mollusca, Bivalvia, Mytilida, Mytilidae. Gene Ontology annotation, molecular function: GTP binding; GTPase activity; protein kinase binding. The coding region runs from base 110 to 1879 and encodes 589 amino acids. Gene Ontology annotation, biological process: small GTPase-mediated signal transduction; regulation of cell shape; cortical cytoskeleton organization.
CUAACUAUUAUUAGAUUCCUAUGGUAUAUAUAUAAUUUGUAAACUCAGUUUUAUGCAGAAAUUUUGAUUUGUUCUUCUUAACGACGAAUAUCAAAUACUUCAGAUUGAAAUGCAGAACAUAAAACUUCUAGUUCUAGGAGAUGGUGGUGUUGGUAAAAGUUGUCUUUUGAUAUCACAUACUACUAAUGCUUUCCCGAGUGAUUAUGUGCCAACGGUUUUUGACAACUACUGUUCAAAUGUUAUGAUCGAUGGAAAACCUGUCUGCGUCGCAUUAUGGGAUACUGCUGGUCAGGAAGAUUAUGAUCGACUUCGUCCUCUGUCUUAUCCACAAACAGACAUAUUUCUGCUUUGUUUCUCCAUUUCCAGUAGAGAUUCACUAGAAAAUAUCACAUCAAGAUGGAUACCCGAAUUAGAUCAUUUUAUACCAGACUGUCCUAGAGUUCUGGUUGGAUGCAAGUCAGAUUUGCGUGCUUCAAAUCCAGAUGAAUGUGUUCCUCGCACAGAAAUAGAAAAAAUUGCAAAAGAAGCUGGGUUAGAAUAUUAUGAGACCAGUGCACUAACGCAAGAUGGCUUGAAACGUUGUUUUGAUAGCGCAAUUCAAUUCGGAAUAGCAGGAAACCGAAAAAAGACAAAAUCUAAAUCAGGAUUUGGAAUAUUUAAGAAGAAGAAACCAGAUGACCCCAUCCCUCCAGUGAUGCCUCCAGCUGGAAAGGCUCCUAGGAUAGAAAUAGAAACUUCGACGUUUUCAGAAGAUUGGCAAAAAAUGUUAGAGGAUCCUAAAUUUUCAGAUGUUACUUUUUUAUUGGAAGAUGGGCAACAAAAACUUCAGGCACAUAAAUUGGUUUUAUGCUCCGCAUCCAAAUACUUUUGUCAAAUCUUGGGAUUGUCAAAUAGCAAAACUAAUCAACUUAAAAAUGUUGACAACAAACAAAUAUCUUCUGAAGAGUUAAACUCUGGUAGAAUAGAAGGCAUUGCAGCGGUAUAUUUAACCGAAGAAACUCACAAGACAACGAUAACGACAGUCGAAAUCAGUUCAAAUAUCUCUGCUAAAACAUUUGCACGGGUGCUGGAAUUCAUAUACACAGGUGUUCCAAGGAUUCCAGAAAUUCAUGAAGAUUUUUCAGAAGUACAGGAACUAUGCCGAGUGGCAAAAAUAUUCAAGCUUUCCAUGCUGGAAACUAUUUGCAGAAACAUUGAGAACGAAGAAGACUUUUUAAAUCCGAGUAUUGGUACCUAUCUCAACGAUGAGACUGGAAAGGAAAUGAAAACCUUGUUUUUUAAUAAACCAUCAUGCUGUGAUGUUAUCUUUAAGGUCGAAGAUCAGAGUAUUUAUGCCAGUAAAGUGGUACUGUGUGCCAGAUGUCCUGUGAUGGCAGCUAUGUUUAGUGGGAAAUUUGUGGAAAGUGACAAUGAAAUAUUAACAGAGGUAAACAUACCAAACACGUCAGUGGAAUGUUUUCUUGCCUUGUUGGAAUACAUGUAUACAGACCAUGCUCCAAUCGAAGAAACAGAUUCUGUUGGCAUUGUGGUAUUGGCAGAUGAGUAUGGACAGUCUCGAUUAGUUGGUCUGUGUGAAUUGUAUAUAACAAAAGAAGUUGAUAAAAGUGUCACAAAACGGAUUGAAAAAGCGGAGAUUGAUGUUAUCGGUCUAUUGCUCACAGCUCAGGCAUACAACGCUAAUCAGUUAGCCGGAUGGUGUUUACAUUUUAUUUCUUCCAACUACAUAGCUUUUGAAAGGAGGCAAGACUUUUCCAAGUUAAAAGGAGAGAACAAAGAUCAUGUUGAAGAACAUCGCUGGCCUCCUGUGUCGUACCUUAAAGAGGUGGAAGUUUUUGAAGCAGAGAUGAAGAAAAGAGGCGAAAAGUGUAGAAUAAUGUGAGGUCACUGGUUAUAACAAUGACGGAUUUUAUAAAAGCGUUCCAGGGUCGUUGAAAAUUUUGCAUUAAUGUGAUUUUAUCAAAAGGACCGUUGUAAUUCUCCGAUCCAGACUAUCAGGUAGAGAUGUGGGGAAGAGUUUACUUGGAUCUAUAUUUAUUUACACUUUGUAAAAAUAACAAUGGAAACAAUAUACAUGUAUUGUCACACGUUGAAAAUAUUGCUUUAUUUAAAAGCAUAAAGACAUCUUUUUUCCUCUAUAUUCAGUAUUUCUAACAUGGUUCUAAUUUCAUUUUGCAAAACUUCCAAAGGGAACUAUAUAUUUAAUGCAUAAAACAAAUGUUAUCUUACUUAUUUUCAAGAUGUUAAAGAACAUCAUUGGCCUCCGUUGUGUAGAGGACGUUUAUGAAGCAGAGAUGAAGAAAAGAGGCAAAAAGUGUAGAAUAAUGUGAAAAAAUAAAACAUAUAACAAAUGU